Molecule: messenger RNA, 943 nt
Organism: Lotus japonicus
Lineage: Eukaryota; Viridiplantae; Streptophyta; Magnoliopsida; Fabales; Fabaceae
Exons: 3
Coding region: 208-522 (104 amino acids)
Biological process (GO): vacuolar proton-transporting V-type ATPase complex assembly
Cellular component (GO): endoplasmic reticulum membrane
Source: RefSeq, a predicted model, not a curated record
CACAAUCAGUCUCUUUCUCUCUCGCGUCUCCCUACCCUAAUAAGUCCCACCCACCACCACCAGUCCACCACGAAUCACGAUCUUCUUCCCUGCCGGUGCCGGUGUCGCUCCUCCCUCCGCCGCUCCACGCCGCCGCGCCUCCCUCCUCACUUGUCGUCUCAGCCUCUUUCAGAAAUCUGAAUUUGAGUGGAGGGAUUGGAGACAAAGAUGAGAGUGAUUCAGAAGUUUUUCAUUGCAUCAAUGUUCAUGUGGGCAGUCCCUAUUGCAAUAUUACAUGCUUUUAACCAUAAUCUGCUUCCUGGAACAUCCAAUCUGUCUCCUUACUCUGUGACACUAGUGAGCGGAUUUCUUGCUGUCAUAUCUGUUAAUGUAGUCAUAGCAUUUUACAUUUAUUUGGCAAUGAGAGAACCUGCAGACAAACACGAGCCUGAUCCAAGGUUUCUCGCCGAGGCCAAAGCUAGUAUAAACCAGACUUCAGGAGAGGCUCAGCAAUCUUCCCAGCCUUCCAAGAAAGAACAGUAGGAUGGUGUUCUUAGACCCUUGUUGUACACACUAGCUGUUCAUCUUGGGAAGGAGAGGGGAGAACGGGGAUGAAGGGAGAAGGUCCAGAAUUCUGUGCCGAGCAUGCUUCGUAUGAAAUUUGCAUAUGAUUCAUCUCGUGCACAAUUUAUGUUUCCAAUAUGUUAGUUUUGUAGCAUUAUAUAUAUUCAGUUCAGAGUAUUCUUUUACAAGUUUUUCUUCCCAUUUUACCAUUUUGGUUUCAAUGUAUUGAAGAAGAUUAUGAAUGUUGUCAGGUGGGUAGACAGAAGAACAGCGAGUACAAGUGCUAGAAGGUAUAAAAAUGAUAAACGUUUUGUAGUACCAAACAGGGUUGCAUGAAUUGUAGGCUUGUAAUGAAACUACUUCGCAUUUGAUGAUUAAUCUUUUACCCUAUGAAUUGUUA